Messenger RNA from Epithele typhae, 408 nucleotides. RefSeq lists its product as uncharacterized. The annotation marks the transcript as partial. The record is from RefSeq and is a predicted model, not a curated record. Lineage: Eukaryota; Fungi; Basidiomycota; Agaricomycetes; Polyporales; Epitheliaceae. The transcript has 2 exons.
AUGCAGCCAGAUGCCGAGCCUGAAAGAUAUGAUAUCACGUCGGCACCCCUACCUGAGGUGGAUAUCUGGCCAUUGUACCUAGAGCACUCCAUUUCCCAAGACAAGGAGAUGGUGCAAGGCUGGACCUCUGAUCUAGAUUCAAUCCUCAUCUUUGCUGCUCUAUUCUCUGCAGUACUCACGACCUUGGCAGUCGAAUCAUUCUCUAGUCUGCAACCAGAUCCUCAAGUAGAGAUGCUACGUGCAGUACUCCAACAGAUCCAACAGGGCAAGGACGAUUUGCAGAAUAUCCCAUCUCCUAUCCCACCAUUCACGCUUACCCGAUCUGCUGUCCGCGUUAACAUAUAUUGGCUCUCAAGCCUCAUCAUUAGCUUGUCGACCACCUUGUUGGCCAUCUUGGCGAAACAGUGG